AUGUGUCCGGUGCCUGGACCAUUACCACAUCUGCUUCUGGAGCAAGACCAGGUGGAGCCACACCAGGUGGAGCCAGACCAGGUAGAGCCACACCAGGUGGAGCCACACCAGGUGGAGCCAGACCAGGUAGAGCCACACCAGGUGGAGCCACACCAGGUAGAGCCACACCAGGUGGAGCCACACCAGGUGGAGCCACACCAGGUGGAGCCAGACCAGGUAGAGCCACACCAGGUGGAGCCACACCAGGUGGAACCACAGGUGAGGGUUUAG
Knipowitschia caucasica is the source of this 270-nucleotide messenger RNA. Lineage: Eukaryota; Metazoa; Chordata; Actinopteri; Gobiiformes; Gobiidae. The record is from the annotation of a GenBank genome assembly.